GCUCUUGACAACACUCUCGCUCGCAUAAUCUGAUUGGCGCGCCAUUGGAGGCGCGAACGCGAUUCUCGCUGUAGCUUUGCUGCAAAGGCCGGGGAGCGUUUCUCUCCGACUAGGAGCGAGCGACAGCAAGCGAUGGCCGCAAGAGAAGAAGCAACCGCUCCAGGCAUCGAUGCGAGAACGUUUUACAGGCGCUCGUGCGUGCCCGAAGUUUCGCAGCCGGUCACGGGCCUGCUACGCGGUGAGCUGCCAACUUGGCUUCGAGGUAGGCUUUUACGGAACGGUCCGGGAUUGUCUUCGAUCGGCCCAGACCACUACAACCAUGUAUUCGACGGUCCCGCACUGUUGAGGCAGUUCACCAUAGAGAAUGGCCGAGUGGUUUACCAGAACCGCUUCCUGCGAACCGAAGCAUACGUACGCAACCGGAGGGCCAACAGAAUCGUCGUCUCCGAGUUUGGAACCGCGGCGCACCCUGACCCUUGUGCCACCGUAUUCGAACGGGUGGCGUCGUAUUUCUCCAUGGACACCACGGACAACGCUCUGGUGAACGUGAUGCCCGUGGGCGACGAGGUGUACGCCAUGACGGAGACAUGUCACAUGACUCGAGUAGACCCUGCGUCGUUGGAGACUAUGGAGAAGAAAACCUUGAGUAAAAUGGUGGCUGUGCACAGUGCCACCGCCCACCCACAUUUGGACCCCGACGACGGCGCUACGUACAAUAUCGGUACACACGUAGGUGCGCGUCAUUCCUUCGUGCUUGUGCACUUUCCUCCCGGCGGAUCCGAAAGCUCGGUGGAUCGUGUCAGAGCCGUGGGCACGAUAUCGUUGCAAUCUCGCAUAUCCGUGCCAUACAUCCACAGUUUUGGAAUGACCGAAAAGUGGGUGGUCGUGCUGGAGCAGUCUCUUUCCAUGCACCUGCCUUCCAUGUUAGCGACGAAGUACCUGGGCUACAAGGCGCACAUGAACUCCCUGAAUUUCGAUGCCCAGAAGAACGUCCGCUUUCACGUGAUGAACAAGAAAACGGGGGAGCUUCACCCCGCCGUGUUUGAGUCCGCCGCAUUUUUCACUUUCCACCACAUCAACGCCUUCGAGCAGGGCGACGAGAUCGUGGUCGACCUAAUAUGCUUCGCCGACGACAGCAUCAUCAGGUCCCUCGACUACACGGUGGAAAAGCCCGUCGUGUUCAAAAUGGGACAAAUGCGUCGUUUUUCACUGCCUCUGAAGCGAGACCCGGGAGAGCGUGUGAUCAUCGAGUCCCGGGAACUAGCCAUGGGCAAGCUGCGCGGGGAACUUCCUAGAAUCAACCAAAGCCGCAAUGGGAAACCAUACAAGUAUUGCUACAGCCUCAGCAACGUCGAAGGCAAAGAACACAUGGCAUUCGUCUCCAAGCUUGACGUCACUACGGGUGAUUGGCUGCGCUGGGAAAGGCAAGGAUGGUUCCCCUCAGAACCUGUCUUUGUAGCGCGUCCAGGCUCUGUUGAGGAAGACGAUGGUGUCGUCCUGAGCUCCCUUUUGCACGAGGAGAACGAGAAGCUCGCUCUGGUGGUAUUGGACGCGAAAACAUUCGAACAACUGGCCCUUGCCGAGUUUGACUGCCCGUCCUCAAUUCCGGCGGAUUUUCACGGAUGGUUUCUUGAGAUGCAGGCUUAAAAAGCGAAUUAAACUGCUAUACAGGAUAAAUUUUAUGUUUCACGGAAUUUUUAAAUAUAGCCUUUUGCAGAUUACAUAAAUAUGAUCCUUGAGCUGAAAUAUUCAGAGAGGCGGACAUUACUCGCACGAUAAUUCGAAACAUCUAUUGAAUUAAUUCACGAAACAUCACUAAUUAAUUUCUGAAUUACGGCACAAUUUACGAUUUGUAGCAGAUAAGCUUUCAAGGCGUAUCCACUUGGAACGAAUUUCCAGAAUGACGCCAGUUUGGAUAUAUGCGCUAUCAAUCAAACUCCCCGUAAAAAAGCACUGCCGUUCCAAUUACUUUUUUAAUAAAAAGCCAUUUUUUACACUGAAGCACAAAAGUAACUGGAGCGCCCAUGUAUCUCGUACUACGCUUUAGGAAAUAUUAAACCGAAACUGGUAUCAUCUUGGAAGAUUAUUUCAAGUGGAUACGCCCUGCAAGCUCAACGGCUGCAAUUCGUAAGUUGCAACAUGGGUCGUAAAGUAAAUAAUUAAGAAAGUAUUAAUAAUUUUGGUAAUUAGUUCAAUGUGUGUUUCGAUUUCUCAUGCUAGUAAUGUCCGCCACUUCGAAUAUUCCAGCUCAUCGACCAGAAUUAUACUAUGUGCAACAGGUGAUUAUUAAAAAUUGCGUAAAAUUUAAAAAUGAUUACAAUGUAUAUUUUUCAAACACAUAGUUUAGGCUUAUUUUAGCACUGUACAAGACUACCCAAUGAAAUAAAGUCAU
Messenger RNA from Dermacentor albipictus, 2392 nucleotides. NCBI's taxonomy places the organism in Eukaryota, Metazoa, Arthropoda, Arachnida, Ixodida, Ixodidae. The record is from RefSeq and is a predicted model, not a curated record.